Messenger RNA from Danio aesculapii, 2236 nucleotides. RefSeq names its product tetraspanin-7-like. Gene Ontology annotation, cellular component: membrane. NCBI's taxonomy places the organism in Eukaryota, Metazoa, Chordata, Actinopteri, Cypriniformes, Danionidae. The coding region runs from base 204 to 1280 and encodes 358 amino acids. The transcript has a single exon. The record is from RefSeq and is a predicted model, not a curated record.
GCCACACACCACUGCAGCAGCAGGAGAGUGUAGGUAAUGUCGGAAAUAAACAUCGAAACCGAAUCUGCAGACGAAGAUAAGCCUGCCAUGCGUUCAUCCUAAGAUGAUUUAUGGUGUGAAUAGGCACCGGUGGGUUGAUGACCAGCCAUAAAACUCGAGGAGAGAUGGAGAAACAAAGGGAGGAGUAAAAGAGAGAGAGUGAAAUGGCGGUAGAUAAAGACGGGGCCAUGAGCUCUGCACCGCCGUACGACUCUCUGCCAGCUCGGCAGAGUCCUUGCCGUGCGAAGGAUUGGGAACGAGAGUUACACGGCAAUCAGAGACUUUCUUCUCCGCCCCGACCUGCACUUCCUUCAGUUUCCAGACGACCCUCAGCGCUGCCUGGUUAUCUGCUGUCACCUUCCAGAGAGUAUAACGAUCAGCAGCAGCGUCUUUCGUUAUCGCUGUGUUCGGAGGCCUCUCUGGCGCCCCCUGUGCCUGCGAUUGGUACUGCACCGCCGUGCUGUCGUGCGGUGGGAGUCAUGCCCUUGCUGCGCCUCGCACUCCUCAUUUUCAGCUUCCUCUUUUGGGCAGCAGGCCUUGCGAUUUUCACUCUGGGCGUAUGGGCGCAUGCUUCGCUAUCCGACUACAUGCUAUUGUCGGCAAACCGCUACCCUAACGCUCCUAUUAUAUUGUUAGGCACAGGUGCUGCCGUGACCACUUGGGGCUUUUUAGGAUGCUUGGGAGUUGCCGCUAAUCUUCCGUACCUUCUUCGAGCGUAUGGCUUGUUUCAGUUUGUAACGCUCAUGGGUGGACUAGCAGCAGGUCUUUCGGGGCUCUUCUAUAGAGAGGAUAUUGCCGAAGGUUUUCGUAGCGGACUUCAGAGAGCCGUAUUGGACUAUGGUGAAGAUGAGGGUCGUGCAGAUGCACUCGACAGCCUGCAGAGGGCGCUAAAGUGCUGUGGCGCUGAGAGUUGGCGCGAUUGGCUAAUUUCUGAUUGGGCUGUUCAAGAUUUUGGAAUUGUGGGAAAUGAAACGUCCGUUGUGUCAUUACCAGACAGCUGCUGUAUGAAACGCAAAGGCUGCCGCAACAGACCUUUACCCGAAUAUAUUGACGCAGAUAUUGAGCUAGCCGGGAUUCACGGUCAUGGUUGUUUCCGCAAGGUUUUCAGCUUGGUUAAUGAUAAUGUUUUUCACAUUGCAGCAACGGUCUUGGGUCUUGCAUUCACCCAGGUGGCAGGUAUAGCUCUUGCAUGUUUGCUUGCCAAUCGUCUUACACCCAGACCGCGAAGACAAGCGCGCUGAUAUUGAAAAAAAAAAAAAAAGCAUGGUGAAUUUCCUUUGCCUGGACUUUCGUAUUACCAGCUACAUUUUAUGGACAAAUAAACAUCCCCAAAUGUGUCGUAAACAUUUGAACGAUGUGAACAUUUGAGUAGACUAGAGCGUAACUUCAAAUAUUUGUGCAUUGGGUAUAUUUAACUUGCAUGACUCUGAAUGACUUGUGUUUUUGUCCAUUAGAUAUCUAAAGUAAAACAAAACAUAAAGAGUGGUGUCAGUAGAUUAGUUAAAGGUAAUCCUUUGAUAUGUUCAGAAAUGUUCUGAAAUAUUAUAUUAUGUAUAAAACAGCCAUCAACACCAUUGUUUCAUAUGUAUUCUGUAAAUAGUUUUUAUUAAUGGUCCAUUAGAAGUUGUAGUGCAUGUUGUUUUAUUCAUUGUAACACAUCUAAAGCAACUCUUUUGAUCUUGAAUGCUUCACUGGAAGGUAACUGUUUAUUGAUUAAUUAUUAAAUAAAACAUAGGAGAAAGACAGAAAUAUAUUUUAUUCCUAAAAAUUAAUGUUUAAUCAAAUUAUGAGGCUCAAUGCAUGACAAAGAGCACAAUGUUGUUGCAUUAAACCCAAUUAUUUUGGGGACACUUUAUUCAGUGUGAUUAUUCAUCAUUUUAAACCCAUUUCAUGUAAUGUUCUGAAACAAACAAGAUAAUAAAAAUAUGUUUAUUAUAUAUUUAUGAUUCAUAAAAUGUGAAAAUAAUAAACAUAUACAGCCAAAAUAAUAUUAAUAACGUGCAUACAUAAUCUAUGUGACAGGCCUCUUGUAUAGUUGACUGUGACGAAUGUGUUGUUUUGUCUGUUAUUUGCUUGUUUGUUUUCUCAAAUUGCUGGUUGUCUUGCAUUUUAUAAAUCACCAAGGACCAUAUUUUCAGCAAAAAAAAUCUGUAUUGUGCUAUUGAAGAAAAAGGAUACCUACUGUAUGUUGGAUGUU